Molecule: messenger RNA, 363 nt
Organism: Sphenostylis stenocarpa
Lineage: Eukaryota; Viridiplantae; Streptophyta; Magnoliopsida; Fabales; Fabaceae
Source: the annotation of a GenBank genome assembly
AUGAGAGUGACUGACAAGUGUGACGUGUAUAGUUUUGGAGUGGUGGUGUUGGAGAUAAUGAUGGGAAAGCAUCCGGGAGAACUCUUGACUACACUAUCUUCAAACAAGUAUUUGCCAUCAACGGAGGAACCACAGGUGCUACUGAAGGACGUGCUUGACCAAAGGCUUCCACCUCCAACAGGCCAAUUAGCAGAAGCAGUAGUGUUCACAAUGACCAUAGCUUUGGCAUGCACACGUGCAGCUCCAGAGUCCAGACCCAUGAUGCGUGCUGUGGCUCAAGAACUAUCGGCUACUACACAGGCUUGUCUUCCGGAGCCAUUUGGCAUGAUAACCAUGACCAAGCUUACAGGGUUCCAGAAAUAG